AAGGUCACAUGAUCCAGAAUGAACUCCUCAAAACCAUGUGACUUUUUUGACCAAUGAACGGCCUUGUUUAGUGUCGAGGCGAUCGAGUUCUUCGAUAAACCUGUAUCAACCUUCACCGGGGUACUGUACUCCACUCGACAUGCCAAAUAAGCCGAAAAAAGAAAAGACGACAGCAAAGACGACAGGAAGUGCGAAAACGACGACCAAGGAAAGCACAGAAAAUGUGGAUAACGAGACAGCGAAACGGAAAACAUCGCAAACACCAAAUGCGGAGACUCAUCCUCCACCAUCAUCAAUUUCAAAGCUCAAAUAUCAGGGUCCACCUCACAUAAAAAAAGACAAGCGCCAGAAUUCAUCAAGGUUUAAUGUUUCAAAGAACCGUGAACUACAGAAGCUGCCUCUGCUAAAAGAUGCAACACCUGCAGAAAGGGAGGAGCUAUUUAUUCAAAAAAUUAGACAGUGUACAGUGUUGUUUGACUUUGUGCAAGACCCCCUGAGUGAUUUGAAAUGGAAAGAGGUAAAACGUGCUGCCUUGAAUGAGAUGGUUGAAUAUGUCACACAAAACCGAGGAGUCAUAACAGAAGCAAUUUAUCCAGAAGUGAUUCAGAUGUAUGCUUGCAAUCUGUUUCGAACUUUACCACCUUCCUCAAACCCAAGUGGUGCAGAGUUUGACCCAGAAGAAGAUGAACCCACGCUGGAAGCUGCAUGGCCUCAUCUACAGUUGGUGUAUGAAUUCUUUUUGAGAUUUCUUGAGUCGCCAGACUUCCAGCCCAACACAGCCAAGAGAUACAUCGACCAAAAAUUUGUUUUACAACUUCUUGAUCUCUUUGAUAGUGAAGAUCCCAGGGAGAGAGACUUCUUGAAGACAAUAUUACAUAGGAUAUAUGGAAAAUUUCUUGGCCUUCGUGCUUUCAUACGCAAACACAUAAACAAUAUUUUCUACAGCUUUAUUUAUGAAACAGAGCAUCAUAAUGGCAUAGCAGAGUUGUUGGAGAUCUUAGGAAGUAUAAUCAACGGGUUUGCCCUGCCUUUGAAGGAAGAACAUAAAAUUUUCUUGCUCAGAGUGUUGUUACCCCUCCACAAAGUGAAAUCUCUUAGUGUCUACCAUCCUCAGCUGGCCUACUGUGUUGUCCAAUUCCUUGAGAAAGACCCCAGUCUUACAGAGCAGGUUAUUAUGGGCCUUCUCAAAUUCUGGCCAAAAGUCCACAGUCCAAAAGAGGUUAUGUUUUUAAAUGAACUUGAAGAAAUCUUAGAUGUGAUAGAACCAGCAGAAUUUACCAAAGUCAUGGUGCCACUCUUCAAGCAGCUGGCAAAGUGCGUCUCAAGUCCACACUUCCAGGUGGCUGAGCGAGCCUUGUAUUUUUGGAAUAAUGAAUACAUCUUGAGUCUGAUCAGUGACAGUGUGGCCAGCAUAAUGCCCAUCAUGUUCCCAGCACUGUAUAAGAGCAAAGAGCACUGGAACAAAACAAUCCAUGGUUUGAUAUACAAUGCACUCAAGCUGUUCAUGGAAAUGAACCAGAAACUCUUUGAUGAUUGCACACAACAAUACAAAGCAGAGAGGCAGAAAGAAAAAGAAAAGAGCAAACAAAGAGAUGAAGCAUGGAACAGGAUUAGUUCCCUGGCGCAAGACAACCCUCAGUAUAAAUCUUUAUUGUCAUCACCGGUUUCCUCAAAUAACACUGGCAACUCGCCAACGCCGGCUAAUAUGACCAACGAUGAGGAAGGCGAUGUUCUCUCCACAAUGGAGAAAUUGGAAGCCGAGGCGAAGGAUGUGGGUUUCUCUUGUAAACAAGAUCUUAAUAAUUUACAAGAACAACGGAAAAAAGUGCAGAUGACAAGUGAAGGGGCUGAAGAAGAAGCCCCGUGACAAGCCCUUGCUGCGACGCAAGUCUGAGUUGCCUCAUGACAUGUCCAUGAUGCGAGCAUUGGAAAGUCACAAGCGAGCUGAUGAGUUUCUUUUAACUAAUUCUGAGGGCAACUGACCCCACCAGGGCUGCUUAGAUUGGUCUGCCAUCCUUCAACCUUGUCUUGAUCACCAUCAGCGCCUGUGCUGCAUCUCUGAACUUCACAUGGGAAGAAUUAGUUUUGUUUUGUGGAAAUAGGGGUAGAAGAGCUGGGGCUCAAUUUUUGAGUUUGCCUUUCUUCUGAAAAUGCCUGUAUGGUGAUUUUUUUCUAGGGGUGUGGACCAUUUUUUUACAACCACCCCUUUGGCUCAUUGACGUAAAUAUUUUCUUUUAUUGUAAAAAUCAUGGGAGGACUGCUUCACAUUGAAAAAUAAAAAGGGACCUGCCAAGUUAGGUUUUUUUUUUUAAAUAGUCAACCAUGUUUCACUCCUCAUGUCAUCUUCCACUUUUCAUUGACAUUGUUUUCAUCGUUGUUGAUGUCUCCCACUAUCUCAGCUGCCAUAUUGUUUUUAUUUAUUUAUUUUUUUUUUUUGCACAUCACAAUCAGAAACAGAUGCUCUUCCCCUUCUCUUUUUUCACUAACCCCUGCAAGAGGAGCAGCAUGGGAGCUUGAUGCAAUGGGAGCCAAAAUAUAACAGGGAAGAGCUUGGCACUUAAAAGGUUCGGGUUUUGAUUGCAUUUGUCUCACGGUCUGCUCGUUAAUGCAGAAGCAUUCCCCAGAGUAACCUGCAUGGACGUGUGCGUGUGUGUGUGUCUGAAUGCUGGACUUAAUGCAUGUAAGACUCAUUGAAGUUCAUUCUCUUUUAUCAUCUGUGACGUUAUAAACUUUGGGAGGGGAUUUCCUCCCCUCCCGCUUUUUUUGAAAACAUGGAAACAUUGGAAGUUUGUUUGUCCAUGGGUACAUUGAUGUGGUAGCUGCUUUGGAUACAGUCAUGUGGGUAGUGCUUGUACUCACAUUUUUGUGUGGUUGACUAAGCAGACGAGUGCACAUCCACAGGAAUUUCUUUUAUUAUUUUUUUUUAAAGCAAAAUUGUAAAAAUAUUGAACAAAUAUAUAAAGCAUUUCUUAAAUUCAUAGAAUUAUUUUUCGCAAUUACCAGUAAAAUUCCCAUAGAUUGUCUCUAUGUUUUUAUGGACUUUUCAGAUUGUAGGGUCAUUUAAUAGCUUAACAAUAGUGUUCUGGGUUGCAGAAUAUUAACCUUACAGGCCUGGUCUGUUAAAGAGCUGAUUAGAUUUUCAUGGUAGAUUUAUCCUAUAAGAAAUGCUCAUCUUUUGACAAAAAUGUUUUGGAGACAAUAAGUUAGAGGAAGAGUAGUCUCCUACACUUGCUAGAAUGGGUAGAAGCUUUUCAUUUCAGUGUAUUGUGUGAUUUCUUACAUUAUUGGCUAAAAUUUUAACCCUAGUUUACAACAACCAUCACAUUACUUUGGUUUGGUAUAUAUAUCUGUGUUCUAAAGGCAAGGGAAACAAAAUGGCAUGUGCCCCAGCACAAUGUCUGAGCAUGGGAAAAGCAGUCUGUCUUGUGGCUUGCCUGAAGUGAGUGCAGUUUUAUUUUGCCCAUGCAAUUCUGAGUGCAAGUUAGUCUUUGAUUCUCAGUGCUUCUGUAAAUGUAAAUGAGCUGUAAGAAGUCAACGUGUGUAAAUGGAUUGGCAAGUGUGUAUUAUCUUCAUCGUUUACUUUUUGAGAUAAAAUGUGAUGAAAGAACUGUGUGCAGAUGAUUGAUAAUAAUAGUUGGCAAUGCUUGCUGUUUCCCCACCUCACUAAGUUUUACUUUUGUACAGUUUCUUUUGCCAGCAUUGGUCAAACAAAAUGAGAAAAAAAGCCCAUUUUCAUCUUCAGUUAAUGCUGGAAAACAAACGUCCUGAACUCUAGGUUGGCAGCUGAUCUCUGUAGCUUACAUUUGCUCUGUAAACUUCGCUUGCUGUCUGGGCUAUGUGAAAUGAAUUUCAGUGCGGAGUGAAUGGUGUAGUUGGUUUCUUAGCCUGAGAACUGUACACAGUUUUUGUGUCAAUCUGCUGUAAUGUAGGUAUUAAUUCCCCACCCCCCCUUAUUUUUCCCGUUUCCUUUUUUUGUGUUUGUAUGAGUGCUUUAUCUCUCUCAUUUAAAUCGUUUGCAUAGCCUUGCCUCACAAACGUAGUACACUUGCUAUUGCUCUCAUGACCUAAAGGCUUAGUGCUUGGGGCUCAUGUACAUAAAUAGACAUAAUUUUAAUAAAUUUUAGGAUGGGUCAAACUUUGUGAUAAACAUCUGAUGCAGCUAUCUGUCAAACUUGGAGAACAUGCUGAAAUUAUUUUUAGGGAGUACUGUUACUGAUUUUUUUUUUGGGGGGUGGGUGGGUGUAAGAAUGGUCAAAAAGGAAGAAAUUCCAAUAAAUGUUUUUCUAAUUUAGUACCUCACAACUUGUAACCAGGGGGUAGCAGCUGUCACAAAAAAGGGUACUGUUAAUUGGUAGAAAUGAUAUUUAAAGAUCUGUUGUCAUUUGCAUCCAAAGAGCCUAACCAAAUCCCAGCAUUUGCUCCAUUUGUUUUAUCAGUCCAAAAUUGACCUACUUGGUUAUUUUUCUUUUCUUUUUUACUUUUAUUUAUCAUUUUGCUCCUGACUUGAUAUAAAAAGCUAUUCCAAUAAAAAGAAAAAAGAGCAAUUAAUGGUUGGCAAUUAAUAUGGUACGAACUCAUAACAACAUGAAAUUUUUGUUCUAUCAUCUUAUGCCAAACAUUUUUGUACACAAUUUUGAAAACCAGAAAUCAUUUUUAAAUUUUUUAUUGUAUUUUACUAUCAAGUCAAGUAGCUGCUAAGUUUCCCAGCAGUCAUGCCAUGAUCUGCAGAUUGCUGUCAAGCACCAUCUGUGAAAUGAGGCAGUUUGUCCCAGCAGGCAUUGCGGUGUUGCAUUGAGAAAUGAACUCACAGGAGUCCUGAUAAUAUUUUUCUCCUAAUGAAAUGAUGGCAGAAGCCUGUUAACUCGUCCUGUACAGUCUGCACCAGUGAAUGCGAAUGUCUUCAUAGCUAUAGCUGAAUUGCAUGGAUAACACCCAUAUUGAAUGAGUUGAUAGUUGAUUAAAUACAAUGCAUUCCUUUCGUGGGAUCAGUAAUAAAAAAGAAUUGCUGAAUUAUUCCAGUUUGUAGUAGUUUAAGCAUACCAGCUGAAAAAUCCCGUUUUAGAGUGUUGUUAUGGACAAGGGGAUUUUUUUUUUUUUUCUUUUUUGCAGGAUUUAUUUUUGGUGGUUUACCCCCACAUGAACUUUAAGAGCAUGCCCACACAGCUAUGACCAUAAUAAAUGUUUUUAUUUGCUUUCUUAUUUAAAUGUAGAACGAGGCUAAUGUCAGAGCAACUUCAUCAUGUUCAUCGGCUUGUUUGUGUGUGUGCGUAUGCAUGCAUGCAUUUUCUGUUUUGAAUUGCUGGAGCAUAACAUUACUGUUUUCAGUGUACUGUCUACAUCAUUUUAAAAAAACAUUUCCAUGUCCAUUUGGAAAUUGCAUAUUUUAUUGGGCCAUUUAGUGGCCAGUAUUAAGAACUAUGUCUUGGCGAAUACCUUUUCAUGAAACAAAAUAAUGUGAAGAAAAGAAAUUCUUUUCAUGGAUUACACACUCAAACAUGUCAGUACUUCAGCAUAUUACUCAAUUUCAGGCUUGCAUUGGUAUGUAUGUGUAUGUACAAGGCAUGUGAUGAAUUAUAAAUGAUUGAGAAACCAGUGAAAUAUGUGGCCGUUUUAUGUGAUCAAAGUAAGCUAAGUCACUUUUAGCUGGUUGUUGUCAUCUGUAUAAUUGGGGGAGGGGGGAUAAAAUUCAUCGUCACCAGUACUAAAUCUAGAUUCUAAAAACUGCAUAAGCUGUUUAAAAAAUAUGUAAGCUGGUGAGUUUGUAUUGUAUCUUGCAAUUAGAAAGUAAUUAUAAAAUUGUGAUUAGUGAAAGACGAGGCACAGCAAAUAACACAGGCUUUUAUACACAUUUUGAUGCAUACUAUGUCUUGUAAUUAUAAAUAAACUCAAAUUUUGUAUCACUCAUAUUUCUGUUCUCAACCUUGAAGACAACCUCCUGUUUUAUGGGCUCAAGUUAAUGGCAUAUCACUGUCUUCAGGAGCCUCUUUUUAACGCCUGGUAUUUCAAGAAAUUGCAUGUUAUUUGUUCAUUGACUAUUGCCAUCUCUUGACAACAAACAUCCAUGUCGUCUACAUAUCCUAGGCUUGGUCUUCCUGUCCCAGUCUUAUAAUACACUUGUGGCUCUGGCAGUGCUACAUCAACAGCAUUGUUUAACAUUUCCAGUUCAGCCUGUUGCUAUGUUUGAAAGCUAAGGAUGUCACAAUUUCUGGAAAGGACCUGGCAUCCUUGGGAAAAGUGUAAGCAGUGACAAGUGACACAAGCCACAGCGAUUGAACACUUUGGUGUGCAUUGACAAGUGUUCAAGAUGAGGGGAGAGGCAUUUGACGGCACCAUCUGUAAAUUGCAGAACUUUCAACAAAAACAGACAAGUCUAACAAGCAUCUAGUUGUGAAUGCUGAGUCUUUAAGAAGUUUGCAAGAAUUGUAAAUACUACUUUAACCAGCAAAAUUGGGGUUUGCUGUUUUCAAGGGUUUGAUAUUCACUCUCCCUUUCCCCCAACUCCUGGCGGGUGAGAGCAAGAGGGUGAAAAGUUAGUUUUUCUCCCCCAACCCAACCUCCACCUUAAGUUUGCAGAUAAACAAGUCCGUACAGCCAUGAGUAAAGGAAUAACAACUAUUUUGUGUGUUAACAGUAGUGGCAGGUGGAUAUGAAAGGUCUUCACUGUGUGAUGAGAAAGAUCUGCAUGUGUGCAAGAAUUUGUUUUUAACCCUUUUUUUUCACCUCUCUUUAAACAAUGGUAUGUUAAGAAGUGUUCUGGUGUGCUUACAUCAGACAGAGCAACUGUAAAUUAGGCUUUUCAUUAUGAGAAGUGUAUUAGAUGUGUAUGUUGUAUUUGUAAUCCUGCAUAGCAUUGCCUCUCUUGUGACAUAAUGCAAUGGUCAUCUGUCAGCGACAGAUGACUGUAAACAAGCAAAGUGUUUAACAAAAAUCAUUGGUGUCCAGUAGCUGGUUUUGUAUUUAUGUCAGCGUUUUACUCUUCAGUGCAGUAAGACAAUUAAAAUGUUUUGUAUAUGUGUCCCCCACCUGCGGGGGUUAUAGGUUUGUUUUUUUUUUUUUUUGUCUUUUUGUGGUCAGUUUUCCCCUUAUUUUUAUGUGUCCAUGGGAUUACCUCACAGUCCAUGCAUAGUAAAAAUGGAGAAGACCAGCUGUGAUUUCUACCUGUUCAUAUUGGAACAAUUAGAUUUUUAUGAGAGAGAGAAAGGAGAAAAAUGAUAGUCUUUAAAAAUACAAGGAUGGACCUAUUUUAACUUUUGUCUAGCCAAGAAUGUGCUAUAGUAAUCACCUUUUUAUGGUACAUAUAAGAAAGAGCGUGAAAUGUCUGACAGUUGAUAAUAAACUGACGAUAAAGAAGGUC
This is a messenger RNA of Pomacea canaliculata, 7354 nucleotides long. Its product is annotated as serine/threonine-protein phosphatase 2A 56 kDa regulatory subunit delta isoform-like. The coding region runs from base 140 to 1867 and encodes 575 amino acids. NCBI's taxonomy places the organism in Eukaryota, Metazoa, Mollusca, Gastropoda, Architaenioglossa, Ampullariidae. Gene Ontology annotation, cellular component: cytosol; protein phosphatase type 2A complex; nucleus. The record is from RefSeq and is a predicted model, not a curated record. Gene Ontology annotation, biological process: signal transduction; protein dephosphorylation. Gene Ontology annotation, molecular function: protein phosphatase activator activity. The transcript has 18 exons.